Messenger RNA from Salvelinus namaycush (lake trout), 717 nucleotides. RefSeq names its product RING finger protein 223-like. Gene Ontology annotation, biological process: protein ubiquitination. Gene Ontology annotation, molecular function: ubiquitin protein ligase activity. The transcript has a single exon. The coding region runs from base 1 to 717 and encodes 238 amino acids. NCBI's taxonomy places the organism in Eukaryota, Metazoa, Chordata, Actinopteri, Salmoniformes, Salmonidae. The record is from RefSeq and is a predicted model, not a curated record.
AUGGCGCAGAUCCUUCAGGUGUGGCACACCAAGGUGAGGCCCCUGGAAGAGAAUGUGGACCUUGAAAAAAUGGUUGCUUUUGGUAGCCAACCCGAGUGCUCUAUCUGCUACAACACCUACGACAAUGUCUUCAAGACGCCCAAGCUGCUGGAGUGCACCCACACCUUCUGCCUGGAGUGCCUGUCGCGCCUCAUGGCCAUUUCGCUAGGAGAGCAGGAAGGAGGAGGCAGCAGCAAGAUCCCUUGUCCAUUCUGCCGCCACCCUACCCUCCUAACCAAGGAGGGUCCGCCUGCCCUGGCCACCAGCCAAGAGGUACUGUGUAAACUGCCCAGCCACCAGCAGCACGAGGAACCUGUGUGGCUUGAUGGGGAGAAGCUGUGCUACAAGCGGCCACUGGAGGCCAACCCCGGAUCAUCCAGCUCCACCUCGGCCUUCUGCAUCUCCAUCGACAUCGGGGCCAGCAAGGCAGGCGAGGUCCUUGCUCAGACAUGGCCCCAGCACAUAGGCUUCCUGGAGCAUCUGAACAACUGGAAGCGGCUGCUGCUCUUCAUCAUGUUGAUGGUGCUGCUGGUGGUCAUCGUGCUGUGGCCCCUGCAGUGCAUUGUCACCACGGGCAAUAUGCGCUGCAUGCCGCGUUCCGUGGGCUCAGUACACGGCGUCACCACCACCACCGCAUUCACCAGGAUACACGGUCUCACAAAGGGAGCCUUUAAUUAA